This is a messenger RNA of Penicillium maclennaniae, 297 nucleotides long. RefSeq lists its product as uncharacterized. NCBI's taxonomy places the organism in Eukaryota, Fungi, Ascomycota, Eurotiomycetes, Eurotiales, Aspergillaceae. Gene Ontology annotation, biological process: negative regulation of ATP-dependent activity. The transcript has 4 exons. Bases 1 to 297 code for a protein of 98 amino acids. Gene Ontology annotation, cellular component: mitochondrion. The record is from RefSeq and is a predicted model, not a curated record. Gene Ontology annotation, molecular function: ATPase inhibitor activity.
AUGUUCCGUCAGAUUACUGCUCGUCCCCUUAUUACCGCCAACCGGGCCGUCGCCCAGCGGUCCUUCUCCGUUGCUGUCCCCGGCUCGGUGAAGGUGAUACUGGAGCUCCUCGCUCUGGUGCUGGUGGUUCGUCAGGAUUCCUUCACCAAGCGUGAGGCCGCCCAGGAAGCUCUGUACAUCCGUGAGAAGGAGAUCGAGAAGCUUCAACAGCUCAAGAAGAAGAUCACUGAUCAGCGCGCUCACCUCGACGAGCUCGAGGGUCACAUUGACCAGCUCACCAAGGAGCAGCGCAAGUAA